Messenger RNA from Leptopilina heterotoma, 3402 nucleotides. RefSeq names its product RNA-binding protein 26 (gene swm). NCBI's taxonomy places the organism in Eukaryota, Metazoa, Arthropoda, Insecta, Hymenoptera, Figitidae. Gene Ontology annotation, biological process: mRNA processing. The record is from RefSeq and is a predicted model, not a curated record. Gene Ontology annotation, molecular function: RNA binding; metal ion binding. The transcript has 8 exons. Gene Ontology annotation, cellular component: nucleus. Bases 150 to 3026 code for a protein of 958 amino acids.
GUUUUUUUAAUACAGUGGUCGUCAGUGUGAAGAUUUAAUCCCAAAAAUGGCGACUGUCUGAAGGAAGUGUCUGUUCCGUUUAAAAAUUGUACAUUUAACAAGUCCUUAUUGCAUUUUCCCGUAUGUUUAAGGACAGCGAUUAAUUGAAAAUGAUUAUAGACAAUCCUGAUCUAUUUAAAGCAUGGCUAACUGCAGUUUUGGAACCAUUAUGCGAUGCAGAUCCUGCUGCUCUAGCCAAAUAUGUUUACGCUUUGGUCAAAAAAGACAAAACUCUUGAUGAGUUGCGAGGUGGCAUGGUUGAACAACUGGAUGUAUUUUUGCAGCAAGAAACAAACAAUUUUGUAGAAUUACUAUUCAAAACCUUGGAAACUCAAGAGUAUGUGCUGCCUGUGCCAAAAGCUGAUCCAGAAGGGAGUGCAACACCAACUGCAGUUAAUCCUCCAGUACCACCAACAGUUGAUGAAAAACCGGCUGAAGAUCCAGUUCCAGUUGUUCCAAAGGCUGACAGUCCUACUCUCGUAGCACAAGUAAAUGGUUCCGCCCCUGUUGUCAAGCGGGAGAACAGAAAAUCCGAAUCCGAAAAGGAAGAUAGGGAUAAGGAGAAGCGACCAAGAAGUCGUGGACGUAUACGAUCCAGAACCAGGUCUCGUUCCAGAUCAUGGGAAAGAGACAGGCGGCGGUCUAGGAGUAGAGAACACAUUCGCCGUGAUAGGGAACGAGACAGGAGUCGACCUUGGAGGAAUAAGUCUCCUCCUAUGAGUAUCAGACGACAUGAUAGAAGGCGAAGUAGAAGUCGAAGUACGUCACCUUUACGAUCACGAAUACGCGAAGGACUUGAUCUUCGGGAUCACAGAGCUAGAUUUCGAAAUAGAUCUCCCACGCCGUUGAGGUCUAGGUCGAGAUCCAGAUCUCGAUCCCUGGAGCGCAAAAAAUUGGACCGAUUAGACAGACCUGAUCUCAGUAGGAAUGAACGUUUGGACAACAGUCCGGGUGGAGGAACGCCAACUCAAGAUAGUAAUCAUGGCGAUGUAGACAUGAGACUGUCUACGACUAGUCAAUCCAUACAAAGUGUUGUGGCCGCUGCUGUCAAUAUUCCCAACAAUCAAAUUUCUUCAUUCCCAUUGAAGCGACGUUGUCGUGAUUUUGAUGAAAAGGGAUACUGCAUGCGAGGAGAUCUUUGUCCUUAUGAUCACGGAACCGAUCCAGUAGUUUUAGAGGACGUGGCACUCAGUCGGGUUCUAAACUUUGGUCAGCAUGCUGGACCGGUUCCGGGUGCUGUUCCAGUUUCUGUCGUUUCGGAACCACCACCAGGACCAAAUGGCACUGGUUCUCAUCCUCAUAUUCCCUUAGCGAGUUUACCUGCUCCUCAUUUAAGAAAUCAGCAUCAUUCAAACAUGGAAUAUAAUCCCGAUGCACCGAGCAUGGAACCUCGAAUGACGUGGGGCAGACAUCCCCCACCUCCCGGUGGCUUAUACGGUCGUGGACAACGUGAACUGAUUAGUGUUCCCGUUAUUCCACACUCCAAUCCUGGAGAAAUUAUUCAUCCCCAAACAAAUCCACUGAAACGCAAGCAAGCAUUUGACAUUAAUCGUCUUGGACCAAAACAGCGCGCAUUACACAAUCCUGCAAAUUGUUCCCUCGAAUUGAAAAAAGUUCCCCGGAGUAUGAACAAUAUUACCCAGUUAAAUAACCACUUUUCGAAAUUUGGAAAAAUUGUAAAUAUUCAAGUGAAUUUCAGCGGCGAUCCAGAGGCAGCGCUGGUGACCUUUCAAAUGCCCUCCGAGGCAAAAGCCGCCUACAGAAGUACAGAGGCUGUAUUGAACAAUAGAUUUAUUAAGGUCUUUUGGCAUAAUAGUAACUCGAGUAAUAAUUCAACCAUUGAAAAUGUACCACCAGUAAGUUGUCGUCCAUCCGUGAAAGAAAGACUGGGAGACUCCCUGGCGAUUCCCGUCAAGGCUGAAGAAACUGAAUAUGUCCCAACUCGUCGCUCGGCCGAGGAGAUAAUUCCAAGUCAACCUUUAGUUCCCGUGUCCCCUAAAGCGACAGUUCAAUCUACAACACGAGAGGAAAAAGUUCUUGCCAUUAAGAAGACACAGGAGAUUCUCGCUGCCAAGGAGACACUCAAGAAGAAGCAGGAGGAGAAGCGUAAGGAGGCUUUGAAACUCACGGCGGAUUUGCGCAAGAGGAAACAAGAAUUGCUGGACAAACAAUUGACCGAAAUACGCGCUUUGAUCGAACGAGCUGAGAAGAAUCCCGAACAAAAAGACGCGAUUAUGGCGACUAUAAAAACAAUGCAACAAUCUAUCGACAAUCUCCGCAACGAUUUAGCUGCGAAUGGACAAAGUACUUCGACUAAGCCUCAGCCCAAGUCCCGAGAACAGGCUCAGAAAGAAAUCUUAGACGCCGAACUGGACUUGAUGAACGCUCAGCAAGAAGGACAAGACGCAGCCGAGUUGCAGAAGAGGCUGAAUGAACUGCGAGUUCAGGCCGCAGCCCUGGGAUUGAAUUCCGGCUCGGGAGUUGGACGAGGUUCGAGGGCGGCGAGAGGAACACGUGGGAAUCACAGUGCAGCAUUUAGAGGUCGUGGUCGAGGUAGUUUUACACAUGUGUCAGUGGAUCAUAGACCGACAAGUCUUCUAGUCUCUGGAUAUGAAACGGAAGAGAAAGUGGAAGUAUUAACCCACUUCAAGCAAUUUGGGGAAGUAGUCAAUCAAAUAGUAGAUGAUGCUACACCAUCUAUAGUAAUUAAUUUCAAGUCAAGAAAGGAGGCAGAGGUUGCAUUAGUUAAGGGUCGCACCUUUCAGGAUCGAUUAUUAUCUGUGACUUGGGUUUCCGGACAUCAUUUACAUCGCGGCGUUGCUGCCAGUAAUGCUGGCACAACUAUCAAUCUCUCAGGACGUUCUGAACAAUUACAAAAGACUCCCGAAGAUGAAAUUGAUCUAGAGGGAGCAGCGGAGGAUCUUCUUUUAGAUGAAAACGAGGAAGAGGAAGAUGAAGAUAGUGAAACACGUAGCUGGCGACGAUAGCAGAUUCAGCUUGUUGGGUGACAGAAGUUCAGUUUUACUUCCAAAAUAAGGAUUUCAUUCUGGACUUAUCGGUGUGCACUCGACUUAUUAGGUAUUACAGCACCAGGCAUAAAUUUACUGGAAUUUACAAAAUGAGAUCCAAAACCACGUUGUGCAUUCAUCAACGGUUAUUAUGUGUGUUAUAAUAUUUGUUAUACUUUAAAUACAAUGCGCAAAAAAGAAUGACAAAAAAAAAGAUAAAAUUAAAUACAAAUAACAAUGUCACAAUGCGCCUCAGCGAAAUUGAACAAGUCUUGAAUUAUACAAGUUUUAAAAAACUAGUAAACGAAAUUAUCCCAUUAUGUGUAGAAUAAAAUCACUAUGUUUUGUAUGGGAA